Molecule: messenger RNA, 5071 nt
Organism: Thunnus maccoyii (southern bluefin tuna)
Lineage: Eukaryota; Metazoa; Chordata; Actinopteri; Scombriformes; Scombridae
Gene: dph6
Product: diphthamine biosynthesis 6
Exons: 15
Coding region: 177-2261 (694 amino acids)
Biological process (GO): protein histidyl modification to diphthamide
Molecular function (GO): diphthine-ammonia ligase activity
Source: RefSeq, a predicted model, not a curated record
GUCCUUUAGCAACCCGGAAGCGUAGCUCUCACGUGCUAUUGUGUACAUGCCAUCCAUGGUACAUGCACCGGUUGCUAUGCACAGUUGUUGCUUACCUCUACGAGCUGAUAUCACAUUGUACAAAACUACAGCGAAAACCUUUGCAGUCAGUAGAGUUUUGAGCAAAAUAUAAGAAGAUGAAAGUGGUGGCGUUGAUAAGUGGGGGCAAAGACAGCUGCUACAACAUGAUGCAGUGUGUUGCUGCUGGGCACCGGAUCGUAGCUCUGGCCAAUCUCCGUCCUGCUCACAAAGAUGAGUUGGACAGUUACAUGUACCAAACAGUGGGCCACCAGGCCAUAGAGCUGUACUCUGAAGCCAUGGAUCUGCCUCUGUACAGACGCACCAUCCAGGGCUCCAGCCUGGACACCAGCAGAGACUACAGUGAGACAGAGGGGGAUGAGGUGGAGGACCUGUAUCAGCUGCUGCACCUCGUCAAGGAAAAGGAGGGUGUCGAGGCGGUGUCUGUGGGGGCCAUUCUCUCCGAUUACCAGAGGGUCCGGGUGGAAAAUGUAUGUUUGCGGCUAGGUUUGCAGCCCCUGGCCUACCUGUGGCGCCGAGACCAGGAGUCCCUGCUCUCCAAGAUGAUAUCAUCUGACCUCCAUGCUAUUCUCAUCAAAGUUGCCGCCUUCGGCCUGGAUCCAGAGAAGCACUUAGGAAGACCUCUGGCUGACAUGGAGCCCUAUCUGAAACAGCUCUCCCAGAAGUAUGGCGUCCAUAUUUGUGGAGAAGGAGGUGAAUACGAAACCUUUACCCUUGAUUGCCCUCUCUUCAAAAAGAAGAUUGUUAUUGAUGCGGCGGAGACAGUGAUCCACUCAGCAGACGCCUUUGCUCCAGUUGGCUACCUGCGCUUCACCGAGAUGCACGCCGAGAACAAAGACGGCGAUGUGGUGGCGAGAGCUUUGCCCCAUGGUAGUUGUCCUUGCCAGAGCGCCAUUGACAAGAUGACUGAGGAGGUGGAAUAUGCUGAUCAAGCUGAAGACAACCACCAAGAAUUUACAUCAGAUUGUGACCUUAGUUGUCAGCGGGGCCACGAUCUCCCUCCAUCCUGCUCACUUAGAAGCACUAGAGGCUAUCAGUGGAUCUCUGGCAUCAGCGGGCUUCAGAACCAAGAAUCCGGGAUCCAGGGCCAGACAUCCGCAGCUUUCAUACAGUUGCAAAGUGAGUUGGACAGCAGAGGCUGGAAGAUGAAGGACAUUAUCCUCGUCCACCUGUAUGUGAAGAAGAUGGAAGACUUUGGUGCACUCAACACAGUCUACAAAAAACAUUUUGGCACAAACCCUCCAGCCAGGGUGUGUGUCCAGGCUCCUCUACCUGCUGGUCAGCUGCUGCAGAUGGACUGUCUGCUCCAUGACUGGACUGAGCCCCUGGAGAAUGGCUGCUUCCACCAGAGAGAGGCCCUGCAUGUCCAGAGCCUGUCCCACUGGGCCCCAGCCAACAUUGGACCCUACAGCCAGGCCUUCAGGGUUGAUGAUUCGGUGUUCUGUGCUGGCCAGAUUGCUUUGGUCCCCUGUACCAUGCAGUUGGUGAAGGCUGGCACCAGGACGCAGGCUCACUUGUCUUUCAGCUAUGUAAAGAAGGUUCUGGAGGCCGUGAUCAGCAGCUUGACUCUACCUCAUGUUGUCCAGGCCCACUGCUACACCACGAGACACCAACACAUCCCCAUCAUCAGGGCCGUCUGGGAGAGCAUGCUCAAGGCUGCAGAGGAAGAGAAGGACAUGUUUUUGGAGCCUGAGAUCAAACCUCCUCCAUUACUGGUCGUUGUGGUACCUGCCUUACCCAGGGAUGCUGCCGUUGAGCUCCAUGUAACAGCUAUCCAGGAUGACCCCAGCCAAAGGACCUCCUGUUACAUGACUACAAAGGUGGCGUGUGGAUCCAUAGAGUGCCACACCGUAAUAUCUGCUGACAGCUCUAGUGCUUCGCUCUCCCUUUGCCUGACUGUGCCCGGCCCUGCCUGCGAGGUCACCGAUGAUGCAAAGGAUAUUACAGAAGCAAUUGGCACUACAUUAAAAAAAGCCAUGAAGAAGAUGGAUGCUGAGCUUGUGCCACUGUGUGCCAGGGUGUUCUACAAGUGCGACCAUUCACUGACACAGCACAUCGUUAAAGGACUUGAAGUAUGUUUGAAAAGCUCUCUAGAGGAGUCCAGUCCAUCCGUGGCCCUGGUUCCAGUCCUGAACUUGCCUGACUCCCAGAUCCUCCACCUGUCCUGCUGGCUCAGUUUAUAGAAACACAGCCAGAAUCAACAACCGGACUCCAGUCAUUCACGGCACUGGAAUUCGGUGGGGCUUUUCUGGAGGCGCGGCUCCGACAACCCAACACCUAAUGACUUACAACAAAACCGAAUAGCUGCUCAUUAAUGUUGACUGUUUAUCACUGUUGAUGGAUGAAAUGCAAAGCUCUGUGUGUGUCCAUGUUGAUUUGAUGAUGUGCGAUUCGGAGGAUGUGUUUAUUCCACUUCAUACCUCAGAACUUAGGCCGAUAAUCCACUACAGUUGUAUACUGAUGCAGCUGUUACUCUGCCUCAGAGACAAGUCGUAUGGAACUUCUAUAACGUAAAACUGCAUACCAGAAGACUGGAGACCAUAGUCUACAAAAGGAGACACCAGCAGUGUCCCAUUCCAUGAAGCGAUAAACUGUAACCCCUGAUAUCCCACUGUUUCUGGUGGAAUUUCUCUUAGCACGCUAGCUAACACCCCUCAUAAAGGCCUAGCUCCAGCGCUGACACCAUCUGUUCAGUUGUAAAGCCAUAGAUUUACUGUGUGACUGGUUUGUGGCUGUUUUUAAUGUGUGUGGAUGAGGUGACUAUGUCUCCCUCUUAUGCUCCACGGGAUUCAAGGUGUGUUAUUAUUGUGUAAUAGGCAAUCAGCACCAAGCACCUGAAAAGAUUAAGCCUCUUUAUGUUUUCUAUUGAUUCUAAGGCAGCCUGGUUAAUAGGAGAGGGACGCUACCACACACAGCUGCAGGGUAGGAAUGUAAGUGUGUGUGCGUGUUUGUGUGUGUGUGUGCUGGGGGUGUCAAUGGACACAGUGUGAUGAUGUGGGAAGAAAAUAACACUAUUAACCAUUGCUCCUGGAACAUUUCUUUUCUCAAAGAUCAUGAACCGUAUUGAUGAUCUGAGUUGGAAUGCAUCUUCACUCCAGCUAUUCUCGUCAUCACGCCUCCGAUGGCGGGAGAGUGGAGUGGGCUAUUGAUCUUCACCCACUGCAGUGUUGUUUUGAUUGUUGUUAUCAAAAAUUGAACAAUAGAGGCAGCCAGUAGAGCCUGAAGAUUUUUAUUGAGAGUUGAAAAAACACAAACAAGCCAUUAUUUAUGAGAGCGAGCAAGCCAAUGCCCCAUAAAUAUACACUGUGUGUUAAUUUUCACCUGUUUGGCUUUAAAGGGUCCUACCAAGAGGAGAUUUAGAAUUUCUGAAUGAUUCAGGCAUGAUUGUUUUUUAAUUAGGUACUUUUUAUUAUGUACAGAAACACCUCAGUCAAGUGAGCAUCCAUAAAUUUCAGCUAAAAUAUUUGAUCAUAUUUCAGUGUUUUCAAUAAAUGUAGCCAUUUUGAAACAAUACUUUCAGUAAAGGACAUUCCUCUAAGAAUGUUUUCUUGGUCAUUUUUCUUGGUUUCUUAAAUUUUUUAAUGUGUUUACCAGUCUAAAUGUGAAGCUGAGCAAGAUUUUUGCUGAACAAACUUGCAUGUUCAGAAGUCUUACUUGAUAAUGAUUUGAAAAUGUUUGGGGUUUUUUUUUCAAAUUGAGCAAUUAAGAUUAAGAAACAACUCACAGCAGCCUAUAGAAAUUGUGUUUCAAUUAUAUAUAGGCACUAAAAAGCAGUCACCUUGCGAGGCAGCUGGAUUCGCAAGAUCGCGCGAAAAUCCAUCUUGUCAGGCUUCAAGUUAUGCACUUGUGUCCCAACUACCGGUGGUUCGGAACAAUCAGCGUCACGAUCCAGCUGCCUAGCAAGGUAGGACAGUGAUAGACAGAUGGUUCAUCCAAUCACUUGCCAAGUAUCUUUAUUUGAAAGUGCCUUCCCUUUUCCAAACAGUUUCCAAGGACGACUUGUGUAACAAACUAUCUGACGCGUCAUGUUAAAAAAGCAGCAGAUCCAAUGACAUUUAAAACAUAUGAGAGGCAUUAUUGCACUAACAAGCUUUCAGUUUAGCUGUCCUUUGGUAGUGACUCCACUUAUAUAAGUACGAUUUAUGUAACUUUAUUAUUAAAAGUCCAAGCCUGCAAAAUGUUUCUUUGUUGAGAUUUGAAUCCAUGUGCUUUUGUCCUUGUAACACAACAGUUAAAUGACAAGGAAUUCAUGUGUAACAAAACCUAAAAAUACAAGACUCAGCAUUUCAGUAAACACAGAGGAGCUCAGCCACUAAAAUUUACUGCAUGGUGACCACUUGUCGAUCACCGCAGUAAACAUUACAUCCUGUCUUUCAGCAGGCGUGUUUUCAUACAGACACAGGCAAAGCCACAAUUAUAUCAUCACAUCCUCGUCAUAGCCAGUGAGAUGUCCUAUGGCAGACACAUUUCUUUGUGCCCUUACCGCUAUUUUUCCUCACAAAAUGAAUUAAGACAGGGUGACAUUUAGUUUUUUUCAUGUGUUUUGUCAAAUGUACAUUUUCUACCCUGCUGACCUGCAACCACUCUGCAAACAAACUGGCUGUUGUAGCCAACAUUGUCCUUAGUGUGCCGUGUACCAGCCUGCGGCCCUUGUCAUUGUGGCCUUGCACAUGGACUUUAACUGUGUGUUUCUUCCUCCAGGCUAACCAGGCCAAUGUGUAUGACUCUCUUUCCCCAUAGCAGUGGGCUACAGUAGGGGAGCCCAGUUCAGCAGCAGCCUCACUGCACGAGACGCCUCCUGACAUUGUGGUCUGUUUGCCUCAGUGACUGUGGUUUUGUUUGUUUUCAUGUUUGGAUCCUUUUUGUUUCAUAAUAUAUAGUUUUGUUCCCCUGACGCAUUGUGAAAGCCUGUCUUUAUGGUCUCAGCACUGACUUAAUGAAACGUUCUAUCUACUGAACUGGGAGGCAAUCACAGAUCACACAAUCACGAUCG